Messenger RNA from Eremothecium sinecaudum, 1182 nucleotides. RefSeq names its product putative cysteine synthase (gene MCY1). Bases 1 to 1182 code for a protein of 393 amino acids. The record is from RefSeq and is a predicted model, not a curated record. Gene Ontology annotation, molecular function: cysteine synthase activity. Lineage: Eukaryota; Fungi; Ascomycota; Saccharomycetes; Saccharomycetales; Saccharomycetaceae. Gene Ontology annotation, cellular component: cytoplasm. The transcript has a single exon.
AUGUCUAGCUCUCAGCAAAAUUUCUGCAUUUGUUGGAAGGAUGUGGUAACAGCGGUUUCUGUCGUGGUAUCUACUGCCUCGUUAUAUUAUGCAUACAAAAUGUCUACUAGACUAUCUGAUCUCCCGCCCCCAAAAGAUAGAGUAGAUCAGCUUAUUGGUAACACACCUAUGGUACUUAUUCCUUCGCUAUCAAAGUUCACUCGCUGUAAAAUAUACGCUAAGUUAGAACUUUGUAACCCUGCAGGCAGUGCGAAAGAUCGUGUCGCUUUAAACAUUUUAAAAGUAGCAGAGACUCAAGGUUUGCUGACUAGAGGGCAUAGAGAUGUAGUAUUUGAGGGUACAAGUGGGUCUACUGGUAUAUCUAUUGCAACAAUUUGCAAUGCUUUAGGAUAUCAGUCGCAUAUAUCUCUUCCAGAUGAUACGUCACCAGAAAAAUUGGCCCUAUUAGAGAGUUUAGGUGCACAUAUCAAGAAGGUAAAGCCCGCUAGUAUUGUAGAUCCAAAUCAAUAUGUCAAUGCCGCAAAAAUGGCAUGUAAACUGCUGAAUGAACAGGGUCACGGUAGUAAAGGUAUUUUUGCUGACCAAUUUGAAAAUGAAGCCAAUUGGAUCGCUCAUUAUCAAUCCACUGGACCUGAGAUAUAUAGACAGUUGAAUGGUCGUAUCGAUGGAUUUGUAGCGGGUUGUGGAACUGGCGGUACGAUCGGCGGAGUUAGUCGCUAUUUAAAGGAGAGACUCGGGGAAAGAGUGCGCACAGUUCUUGCGGAUCCUCAAGGAUCAGGUUUCUUCAAUAAAAUAAAAUUUGGAGUUAUGUACGAUAAAGUUGAAAAGGAAGGUAAUAGACGGCGGCAUCAAGUUGAUACUAUUGUUGAGGGUAUUGGUUUAAAUAGAAUCACAAAGAAUUUCCAACGGGGCGAGCAUUAUAUUGAUGAUAGUGUGCGCGUAAAUGAUAGUCAAGCUAUUAAAAUGGCUAAAUACCUCUCUGUGAAUGACGGACUAUUCCUUGGUAGUAGUAGCGCUAUUAAUGCGGUUGCAGCAGUAAAGCUGGCUCAAGAAUUGAAACCAGGGAGUGUAAUAGUAAUAAUUGCCUGUGACAGUGGAUCAAGGCAUCUAAGUAAAUUUUGGAAACAAGCUAUGGCGGUGAGCAAUGAUAUACAAUUAUGUGAUAUUUUAUCUGACAAUUAG